ACAGCCGGGGCCGCCGCUCGCCUCAGGGCCGCGGGCGGGGCGGGGCCGGAGCAGCGCGGGCGGAUCCCCUCAGAAACAUCCCCUGCAGCAAAUGCUCCGUGUGCGGGACGGGUUUGUCCCGGCACUUGGGGCUCCCCGGGAUCGUGUGCCAGGGAAUAAAGCCCGCGCCGCGCUCCCAGCUGCGCUGCCGCGGUUCUGUGGGCUGCGCUGGGCUCUGUUUCCCGGGGAGCAGCGGGGUGGGGUCCCUGUGCCACCCCCGGGGGUCGCACGGAGAAGCUGCUCCCGUGGUACGGCCGAGGGUCGGGGGAAACCUGAACAGUCCUGAUGGAAACCGCUGGAAAAACAAGUUUGGCUCGGUUUUGACAUUUUCCCCCGACCCCCACCUGGUCCAGGUGUUUUGCCUUAGGAAACAGGAGCAGGAGACAGAAGGGGGAAUAGAGAAAAAGAUAAUUCAUAACCCCAAAAGGGAUGAGCUUAUUUCUAUUGAUUUCCUGAUGCACCUGGAAUGAUUUGGGUCUCAGGAGGCACCUGGGAGCCUCAUUUUGUGUCCUGGGCGGGCCGUGGUUAUAAAAGGGGUAAAGGUGGAGGAAGGGGGGUCCGGGGGGAGAGGAGCAGUGGUUGGGAUCAGGGGUGCCCUGGGGAUUUGCACCUGGAAGCGGCCGCCAGUUUCCUGAUGGGAGCCCUGGAAACACAGCUCGGAGUCCGUGAGAAAUGCGAAUACUGCAGCUGGAGUGCUGAGAAUGGAGGCUCUGCAGAGAAUGUCGUCUGGGCGGCAUCUGACCCCAGGUCUCGGGGACUGUGUGGAGAUUCCUCCCUGGAGCAGGGUCACCCCGUGAGGAAGAGCCACAGAGGUUCAGUUCUUGGAGCAGGACAGGAGAAAUCAUUAAAUUCCUCCCAUCUUUGCCAGAAGCUUCAGUGUUUAAGCAGCCAGAGCCAAGAGGCUUCAGCACCAGGGGGGUGCACUGGAGGGCUCCUGGUCCUGCCCACGCUGUGGGAUGCUGCACUCACCUCUGCAGACAAGCGCUGAGCUCUCACUGCAGGAACCUGUCAGGCCUCGGUGGCUCCCCAGGUUCCCUGCUGAAUUCCUGCUGGAAUAACCUGACGGUGCCUCGUGGAUAGUGGAAAUUCCCAGGCAGAGCUGCCACUUUAGCACCAGCUGUGUCAGGAACCAGCAGAGGUUCCAGGGAAGCUCAGUGGGAUCAGGACAAGGACAGGUCUCUAUUCUGUAGAACUUGCUAUUUAAAACCCUCAUCCCCCAGCCCAGGGCUGUGUCUGGAGUCACUUGACAGAGUUCCCUGGAACUCAGCUGAUUUCACCCCCCGGAGCUCAGGCUCCAGCUGAUGUUUUAAAGCAGGACAAGGCGGUGGCUGGAUGCGCUCCCGGCCUGUGCUGAGGCAGAACAUCUCUCCUGCAGAAGCUCCGCUCCUUUCAGAGCCUCAGCAGUGGCCUCUGCAUGUCCUUUUCCCUCAGGAAAGGGAUGCACAUCCCUGCCUGCAGCACACCUCCAGUGGGACCCACCUGUGAGAGUUUUCCAUCACUUCUGCACCUCCAGCUGGCUCCCUGGAAAUCUCCAGACAUCAUUGCACUCGAACCUCUGAUUUUAAGGCAUCUCCGAGGCUAUGGCUUGGCAUUUAGUAUCUGCAAGAAAAGAUUGCCUUGGCUCAAAUGCUCCUGGUGGAUGAUGGCCUCAGGCUGGAAAAGAGGGAGGAGAUUUGGGGUGGCUGGGACAUACCUGGCAGCUGUGUGGGAGCUCGGGGAGGUCAGAAACGGGGAUUGCUGUCAGAGCCCCUCUGCAAACGGCCGUGCCUCCGUUCCCAGGUGAUGCCAGCCGUUCCCUGGGGUCCCUCUGGGCUGUCGGUGCCGUCUGUCCGGGCUGAAGCAUCCCUGCGUGCCUGUGGGGAGCAGCCCCCGGCUGAGGAGCCACGGGCAGCCCUUGAGCCGCGUCCGUGCCAGCGCUGUCCGGUGCCCCGGUGCCCGUGCCGGGCCGUGCGUUGGUCACGCUGCGAGCCACGGGCCGGGCACGGCAGCUCCUGCCCUGCCGAGCCAAGGACCGGAGGUGCUCUCUGCCCUCCGGGGGCUCCGGGCUCCUGCAGCCCCGCACCGGGCGCAGGCGGAGCGGGAGCGGCGGCCCCGGCGGAGCGGCGGUGCCGGUCCCGAUCGCCGCCCCGAUCCCGCCCCGAUCCUCCGGCCCCGGCACCCCCACCCUGCCCGCCGAGGAAGGAGCGGCUUUGCCCGGCUCCCACAGCAGCCACCGGCGGGACCGGGGCCCAAAUCCCCGGGCCCGGAUCCCAGUCCUGGUCGCACCUGAGCCCGUCGGGCGCCGCGCAGCGCCGGGAGCAGCCCCGAUCCGAUCUCCGCACGGCGCUCCGAGCGCCGGUCCCGCCGCAGCCCGGCCGAGCAUCCCCCGCAGAAUGU
Messenger RNA from Taeniopygia guttata (zebra finch), 2415 nucleotides. Lineage: Eukaryota; Metazoa; Chordata; Aves; Passeriformes; Estrildidae. The record is from RefSeq and is a predicted model, not a curated record.